This is a messenger RNA of Styela clava, 1389 nucleotides long. RefSeq lists its product as uncharacterized. NCBI's taxonomy places the organism in Eukaryota, Metazoa, Chordata, Ascidiacea, Stolidobranchia, Styelidae. The record is from RefSeq and is a predicted model, not a curated record.
GCUUCUCGUAUUUUACAUAAUUCAAAUAUUGCACUCAGCAUAUUCACUGGAUUCUCCUAGAAUGCUGUAUUCUGUUAAAAUACAACACAACCCAGGGUUUUUUAGUUUGCUUUUCAAUCCGACCAACGGACACUAUGACUUGGUGUUUUCGUCUUUCACGCGUUCAACCUUGAUAUCUGACAAAAUUUUGCAAAUCCCUUCCGUUUCUAUUAAAUACAAGAAAAAAUCAAAAAUGGUACCGCAAGUGAUCACGGAUAUUUUUACAUCGCCAAGACAAAUUGGCGUCGUUCCAGCUGGUGCGUUUGGAAAAUAUCACUAUUUGACGGCUGCUACUGGAUUCUUUUUUCCUGGGGCGGACAAUGGAUCAAUAUCAAUAAUUAACACGACGGAUGCAAAUAGUCCAGGAGAUCCCAUCAUAAUAUCGUCCACCGUAGGAGGCCAGAAGUGGUUUUAUCAUCGAGUAAUAUGGUACGAUGUGGACGGUGAUGGCGACCAGGAUGCUAUUACACAAAGAGCAAGAGGAAAUGGCUCACAUGCAGAUGCUUCACAACUGCUAUGGUUUGAAAAUCCAGGAAUUAUUCCACCUCCUACAAACUGGAAAGCGCAUAUUCUAAGCACAGGAUACGAAGAUGUUAAUUUUGCAAUUCACAAACUUCCUUUACCAGGCGGAAGAGAGACUCUUGUCAUUAUAAGUGGAGGAUUCUUCAGUAAUCGCUUAACAAUAACCUGGUCGAUAGAUAACAAUUGGAAAAAACAGACAUCAAUAAGACAUCGAAUAAUUGACGACGCUGGAUGGUAUUUGGAUUUGCAGAUUGUCGAUGUAAACGAUGACGGAAUAGACGACGUGUUGAUUACUACUUGGAGUAGGCCUGGGAAAGAAAAUAUUGGGGCAGUCCUAGUUUAUGAAGUUCCUCGCAGAGACUGGAGAAUAGAUAAAUGGCCGAAGCAUGUACUGUCUACUGAUUUUGAACAAGAUCUGGGACGUUCGAAAGGGAGUCCAGGAACACCAGUGGCAUUCUGGCGUCUACAUGCGGCAAAAAAGAAUAGAGAGAAACCUCAUAUUGUUGUUAACGGCGACGAUGACGGAAAACUGUUCCUGCUGAAACCAGACAGUGAAGAUCCGAACGAUUGGUCGUAUACACAGUCGACAAUUUUAAGCACGUCCGAUUCUGAAAUAGUUGGAACAAUAGCUGUUGGGGAUGUUGACGGAGAUGGAUUCAUCGAAUUCUUUAUUCCAAAUUACCGUAACCAACGAAUCGUUGUUAUGACUUACAAACCACAAAAUUGGUGAAUGUAAUUUUCUGUUAAAGUAUCACCUAUUCCACGUUUUCGAUUUUAUUUAAAUAUACCGGAGUGAAUUCGUUUCUAAUGUUAUUAGCAUCCAGAAAA